Conger conger (European conger) is the source of this 2220-nucleotide messenger RNA. RefSeq names its product ankyrin repeat domain 67 (gene ankrd67). The transcript has 4 exons. Gene Ontology annotation, molecular function: protein binding. The record is from RefSeq and is a predicted model, not a curated record. Bases 147 to 1403 code for a protein of 418 amino acids. Lineage: Eukaryota; Metazoa; Chordata; Actinopteri; Anguilliformes; Congridae.
CAUUUUCAGCAUGGUAUGAAGGGAAGGCGGACGGACUGGAAUUUCACGUUAGAAUGCGCUGAAGGAUUACAGGAAGCUGGCGCUUUUCGGCGAGUUCUGGAGGGCAAUGCGCUUCUUCACCGAGUAGACAGCACAAGAGCCUGGCCAUGCGUGUCCCUCCAGAGAUCCUGUGGGCCUGGAUGGAGCUGCACGACUCCGUGUCGCUGUACGCGGCCGAGAAGAAGAUCCGGCGCGCAGCCGGGCUGAAGCGUUGGCAGCUGCAGCGCUGGCCCCGCCUGCCCCCGGGGCACCAGCACUCGCCCCUGGACGAGCGCAGACUGCACCACGCCGCCUGGAACGGCUGUCUGGACCAGGUCAAAGCCCUCCUCCAACUGCCCGUGCCGGCAGACUGCCAGGACCCCCAGGGCUGGACGGCCGUACACCACGCUGCGUUUGGCGGCCACCUCCAUGUGGUUAAGUUCUUGGUCCGGAAGGGCACAGAAAUCAACGGCAGGGACUUCUUCAACUGCACGCCCCUCCACCGCGCCUGCUGGAACGGGCACGCGCAGACGGCCGAGUACCUCCUGCAGCAGGGGGCCUCCCACGAGAUGCGCACCUGCUCCGGCCAGACCGCACUGCACCUGGCCGCGGCCAACGGGCACCUGGACGCCGCGCGGGUCCUGCUGAGGUUCCACGCCCAGGCGGACUCCAGGGACAUCCACAAGUGGACCCCGCUGCACUGGGCGGUGUUCAGCGGCUGGGGGGAGAUGGUGGAGCUCCUGCUGGGCCGCGGGGUGACGGCGGACGGGGACGAGGGCAGGGACAUGAGCCCCCUGCAGCUGGCCGUGCUGGGCGGGAACGAGGGCAGCGUGGGGCUGCUGCUGCGCCGCGGCGCCAGCGCUAACGCCAGGAGCCAGGAUGGGAGGACGGCCCUGCACAUCUGCGCAGCCUCCGGCAACAAGAAGGUUCUUCAGCUGCUGCUGGCGGGAGGCGCUGAGGUGGAUGCUGUGGACUCGGACCGCACUGCCCCUCUGCACCUGGCGGCGGGCGCUGGCUCACGCACCGUCGUGCACCUGCUGAUCCUGAGCGGGGCCGCCCUCAACGCGCAGGACCGCCUGCAGAUGACCCCUCUCCACUACUCGGCCCUGCGGGGCAACACGGAGGCGGCCAAGCUCCUGCUGUACUACGGGGCCGAGAUAGACACGGCCGAGCGCCUGGGAAGGACGGCCCUCCACUUAGCCUCGGAGAAGGGCCACUGCGAGACGCUGCGUGUCCUGCUGGAGGGCGGGGCCGACCCCUCGCUCCGGUCACACUGGCAGGAGACGGCCAGCGACGUCGCGUCUGAGCAUAAGCAGCACAACGCCCUGCAGGUUAUUCACCAGCACCUGAGGUCCCGGCAGAAGACCCAGGCCAAGGGCCGGUAACACGGCAUCCUGCAGUAGCUGCUAAAACAAGACUACAAUUACAGCGGUGCCGUUUGUUACAAUUCACAUGACGCAGUCUAUAUACACUGAAAUGGCGAUUUUUUUCAAGCCGAACCAAUUAACAUUUUCUUUUAUUCCAGGAAAUGAUCAUUUAAAUAUUUGACAAAACGUGUGUAUUUAUAUCCAUGUCAAUUGCUUAAUUUAGCAGUUUGUUAAUUGCUAAUUCAAAAUUAAGUCCCUGCCGUGCAUUCAAUGGUUUGUGAUAUUCAGUUGUUUUAUCAAAUGUAUAAUAAAAAAUAAAUGUUGGCACUAUACUCCUAUAUAUAUAUAUAUAUAUAUAUAUAUAUAUAUAUAUAUAUAUAUGUAUAUGUCCUAAAUGCAUACUUUGAUGUAACGUAAAUAUUGUGAUACAGACCUACCUAUAAUUAGGCAAUAUGUCGCAACUGUAUCUCUGAGGAUGAAGCACAUUAUCUUGCAACCAAAGUGGUGACUAAAAAUUAAAUCAACCACAGAUAUUCUUACAACAUAGGUCAUGGGAUAGUGAACAAUGUAGCUGCUUGCUGCCUUCUUCUUCUUCUUCUUCAGUGCCAGUUUUAAAACCAGCUUCUUGGUGCAUUACCACUACCAAUUGGGCUGGAGUGUGGAGCAGUAGAUUUGCACCUUUUAAUCGAGAACUACACUCACCGAGCACUUUAUUAAGAACAUUUUUACUUCAUUAUACCAACUUAUAUAAAAUAAAACCUCUUGAAUUUCGGGGGGUUCGCUGACAAUGCAGUGUUUGAUGCAGAGUUCAAAUAAACUUUGUUGAUUCAGUGAA